This is a messenger RNA of Mytilus trossulus (common blue mussel), 1428 nucleotides long. Its product is annotated as GTPase IMAP family member 9-like. The transcript is spliced from 4 exons. Gene Ontology annotation, molecular function: GTP binding. Bases 112 to 1374 code for a protein of 420 amino acids. Lineage: Eukaryota; Metazoa; Mollusca; Bivalvia; Mytilida; Mytilidae. The record is from RefSeq and is a predicted model, not a curated record.
CCUUGAUUCAUUGUUGUUUAAGAAGUAAGAAUAAGUAAACUCAUCGAUUUGCAUUGAAUAUGUUGAUUGUUUGACAUAUGAAGCUCUAAUAUUUGGUCAUUGAAUUCUCAAAUGGAAGACCAAGGUGCUUUAAGUUUAGACACAUGUAGCUGGGGCAAUGCUGAUGACACAGGAUGGGCGUGUAAAUUGUGUACAUUUGUGAACCAGUGUGAUGGAGGAUACUGCCAGGCCUGUUACGGAGACAGAAUGCAAGACAAUCAUGAUAAACAUAUGGAUGCUGCACUGUCUAAUGAUGAUCAAAUUCUCGUUUGGAAAUGUGAUGAAUGUCAACAUACAAAUUAUGUUGCCGACAAGUACUGUGAUAUGUGCAGUGAACUACGUCACGAUGACAUACCAAUCACUACAUUGCCGCAGUUAACACAGCAUGGAAAUUCAACCAAAACAGAUUUUAAGUGGACUGAGAAAAAUUCUCCCCUUGCAAAUAUGGAAGAAAAUGCUGAAAGACGAAUCUUGCUUAUAGGUAAAACUGGGUCCGGUAAAAGUGCAACCGGAAAUAAUAUUCUAAAUACAAAUGUCUUCCAUUCUGCUGUUUCUGGUGAGUCUGUCACUGACAAAUGCCAGGUAUCACAAGCGACAAGAUUUGGAAGAAUGAUAACAGUAGUAGAUACCCCAGGACUCUUUGAUACUCGAUUUACUAAUGGAAAUAUCUCAAAUGAAUUAGUUAAAUGUACAGAAAUGAUUUUACCCGGGCCACAUGCUGUUGUACUUGUUACUAGGAUAGGAAGAUUCACUAAGGAAGAACAAGAUACUGUUCAAUAUUUUGUCGAUCAUUUUGGAGAGGGCGUAUUAAGAUAUAUCAUUAUUCUUUUUACAAGAAAAGAUGAUCUUGUUAAAGAUAAUAUCUCCCUCGAUCAGUUCAUAGUUGAUUCAACUCCUGAGCUGAAAUCAUUACUGUAUAAAUGUAAUAACCGCUAUAUAGCCUUUGAUAACAAAUCAGACAAUGCAUCGAAAGAAAAACAAUGUAAAGAGUUAUUUCUAUUGAUUCAUGCAAUGCUACUAGAAAAUGAAGGACAUUUCUUUACGAACAAAAUGCUGUUGGAAGCAGAAAGUAAUUUAGAAAUAAGGUUAAUGCAAAUAGCUAAAGUAGAAAAGGAAAAGCAAAACGAGGAAAUAAAUAAAAUAAAACGCAAAGAAAGGAGGAAGAUGAGAAAGGAACUAGACAGUACAAUUAUAGAAACAGACGAGCUUUACUGUCUAAAACUGACAAACGAAUGGGAGACUGAGGACAAGAAUUUUGAUACAAGGAAUUUAGAAAAAGAAAAGGAACGUCUUGAGAAUGAACUGAAAGAAGCUAAACAAAAAUUAAACAAAUAAAUUUGUUCGUGUACAGAUUAUGCUUUGUUUGAAAGAAAACGACUGCAUGUUAUA